Pogonomyrmex barbatus (red harvester ant) is the source of this 1822-nucleotide messenger RNA. RefSeq lists its product as uncharacterized. The record is from RefSeq and is a predicted model, not a curated record. Lineage: Eukaryota; Metazoa; Arthropoda; Insecta; Hymenoptera; Formicidae.
UCUACGGCGCAACAGCAACCUCCUCAGAUACCGGCAGAGGCUCGUCUGGAGACCGACGGCAAGCGAUCCGAUGCCUAUGCGGACACGAUGGAGAGCAAAGUUGGCACGUUCGACCAAAAGCCCAAUUUUGGCAACGACAUUCUUAAACCCAUCGACGAGAAUAAAACCGAAUUUCCGCGGCAGCACGGCAAGAACUUCUUUGACGAACGACCGCGGCACUUUGAGCAGGCUCAGCCGCCGGAGAAUAUUUUCCCCGGCGGAGAAGCGCGAAAGAUCAAGCCGGAGGAUUCGCAGCAGCUGGAUCGCAGUGGCGGCAGGAAUUGUAAUUUCGAUAGCGGCAGGAGUUACGAAGAUCGUUCAAAGAGUAUCGUGCCCAGUCAGGAUGUGUCGCCUCUGCAACUCUCGGAUCAGAAGAAGCUGGACUUUUCGCGGGGUGGCCCCUUUCUGCCCGGAAUGCCGGGCAGAGGAUGCGAGAGCGUGCUUCAGGGAGUAAAGGGCUUCGCUUUGCCCGGCGCUAUGUCCGGUCCGGCGGAAUUUCUUCCUGGACCGUUGUGGUAUCCGCCGUAUCCGAUGCCGCAGUCUUAUCCCGGCAUCGAUCCCCUGCACUUCUUCAUAGACUUACGCGUCUCUGGUCACAUUUGGGAUCGUAAACACGCGAACGAGCGACAACUGCCUUUCAAGAGUAAGCACUGCUCGGCCUUUAGCGUGCCGCAAUCCAAGGAAUGCGGUAAUCGACCGUUGAAUCUUACCCGCGACGAGGCCACGACGUCAAAAAAUCCAGACGCGGAAAACACACGAGGUACCAAUUAUAUUCUGAAACAUCUCAUGAAAACGUAUCAAGACAUACAACAGACAAAGAUCUCCAGGACGGACGCGUCGAUGGAGAACGAAGAGAAUUCGAGGGAAGCGCAGCAAGUUGGCGAGGACAUCGCAAAAGUAGAAGACAACGCUAGUACGGUGACAAAUUCUGAAGAAGAGAGAAAGGAUUUGCGAGCUCUGAUCGGUCUCGAAUUAGUGGUAGACUACGUGAAGGAACCAAAGGAUGACCCAUCGAUCGAGCAAACGUCGCAAGUAACGGAAUAAUUUGUCUAUAACGAACGCGAUUUGCAAAGGAAUGCGCGAUUUGCAAGGGAUUCCCCCCCCCCUCUCCUCCUCCCCGUAAAAAGACAGUCCUUCCAUUUUAAUCGCUAAAAUAGUCGUGUAAAAUAGUAGCGUUGUUAUUCGCAUUCUCUCGUGCAAGACCUCCGAAACUGCACUCGCGUUGAUACUCUUCGCCACAUAUAGUAUCUCGGACAUAUAGGACUAUGCACUGCAAGACUGGACUUCUUUUUGCACGCACGCAGCGAGUACAUACAUAUUUCCAUACGAUUUGAAAAGUAUUUGCUUUAGAUACUGUGUUUUUGGGGAAAUUUCUUUCUUUCCGUUUUUCAUCCUUGAUUUUCUCGCGUAUACUUGCGAGAAUAUAGAUUUGCGAUUUAUUACGAUUUAUUGAAGACACACUUAUAAAAUUUUAUCGCGCUUACAUUUUUCUGAGACAUUUUUCGAGUAUAAUGCCGAUCCACCGCACUUGUAGAACAGUAUUGUCUUUCUUGACUUGAUUCUGUACAUUCCGAGCGAUCGAAAAAAGAAGCUACGGAUCGUCUUUCGGCGAGAAUCAAAGGAUCGCAUUAAAGAUCUUAUCGGAGUAAAACAUCUCCGACGCGAAUUCGACAUGUGAUAUAUACUGUAAAUAUUAUAAUAAUAUUCCGAUGUAUCUAUAUGUAUCGAUAGAAAAUACUCGUUGUUGUAAGUUGAACGUGAAAAUAAAAGCAAUGCGAUUCAA